Molecule: messenger RNA, 498 nt
Organism: Talaromyces amestolkiae
Lineage: Eukaryota; Fungi; Ascomycota; Eurotiomycetes; Eurotiales; Trichocomaceae
Exons: 3
Coding region: 1-498 (165 amino acids)
Biological process (GO): vesicle-mediated transport
Cellular component (GO): membrane
Source: RefSeq, a predicted model, not a curated record
AUGGCUUCUGCUUCGUUCCGGGAGAACAUGAAUUCGCUGGGCUGGUCACGGCGAGACCAGGAUACGCCAGUGCGAACAGACGCAAAUACGCCCAUCCUAUCCCGACUCCGGUCUCUAAAUCCGUUCGGUAGCGGUGAGGGAUAUCUUCGACUUCCGACUCAAGAACCCGGGGCACCUUUACCCGCGCCGUCCAGGCGAGAGGAAGAGGAAAGUUUCUUUGCGCCUUCGUGGGCUGUCCUCAUGGGCCCCAUCACCUACAUCCGCCAUCUCCUUUCCGGACCCCGACUACCCUUCACAGCCGCCUACUUUGGCUCUAUCGCAAUGACAUUAUACUUUGCCGUAGGCUUACAAAAAAGCUUCCUCACUUUGUUCGCCGCUAUAUUCCAACUUGUCGCGCUGGUAUGGUAUCUGGUCAGUUACUUUCCUAUGGGUAGUACCGGGUUGCAGUUUAUGGGACGGUUUGGGGUUCAGAGGGUCGCGGCUUGGGUUAGUGGUUAA